CUAGCCUAAGUAGCAAUACCAUGACGACAACAAUAAGCAAGCAGGAGCAGCAGCAGCAGCAACAUCUCCAGCCUCAGCAGUAUGUGCAACUACAGCAGGAACAUUUGGUGGCCAGCGGCAGCACCAGCGAUUCGGCAGCUGUUCCCAUCGCAGCUGAACUCCAGUUCGACUCCCUGAAUAACAAUAGCAACAACAACAAUAAUAAUACCAAUGGCAGUCCGGAACAGGCACUGCCCUCCAGCGAUGAUCGCCAGAAACGUCGCUCCCUGCUCAACUUCAAGUCCCUGGACUUUCAUCUAAAGUCCCUGUACAGUGGCCUACGGAGUAACUCAGGCACAACUCCACCCAGCCAACCGAAUAGCUCCGUUCCGGCGGUGGAUCAACCGCAGCGUAGGAUGCCCUACUUGCGGGUGGAGAGUGUGGAUCCCGAGGAGCCGAGAGGAUCAGUUCUGCCAGGACAUUCGCCCAGCUUUCUGUCACCCUACAGUGGCGUUGGCGGUGGAGCCGGAAACCUGCAGUUGCCCUCAACCGAUGGAGGCACCAUCAGGAGAUCCUCAACAUCCGACAUUGUCAAUUGCAGGCGGGGAGGGGGAGCAGGGGGAUCGGGACAGGACAACAGGAGGCCGAGCACAUCGGAUUUGCUCAGGAAGGCAAGGGAACGGAAGGGCAGUGAGGCCAGGAUGGGCAGAAGUGCCUCCCACAGUGGGCUAACCAGGGGCGGACCCGGCGGAGGAGGUGGUGGCCUGGGCGGAAGACGAACCAGCAUGGCCUUCUAAAAAAAAAAAAUAAUAGUGAAAAAAAACUAUGGAAAACAAAACUUAUGCAAUGAGGGAUGGCGAAAAAAACUGUUGAUCAAAUCUGAAUCAGAAAUAGGCUGACAAAAUGGCGCUUAUGAAUUUUUAUCUAGUGAAAAGAAAAUUUAAAGAAAAAACAAGAAAAAAAUAACAAUAAUAGAGCAGCUAUUAAGGAACGACUUUUUUGUGGAUCUAUUAUCAUUAUGAUUAUUAUAUGGUUACUACAAUUGCGCCUCGAAAGAACUAAAGUUAGUAGAUAAAUUAAAGCAAGUAAUGAACAGAAACAUAACAUUUCAUCUCUCUUAAACUCUGUAUCUCUCUCUCUCUCUCCCCCCUCCCGGCAAAUUUAAUAUAUAUAUAAAUACAUAUAUAUUUAAAGAACCCCCAACUUUUAUGACAAUAUUAGAACCUAACUAUCGUGUACUAUCGUUAACUAUCGCCUGGCAAAAGCUCUAAAACUAACCUGCGUUCCAACCCAAAAACCAACAAUGAUUCAAGAUCGAUCCAUUAUAUCACCGCACUGUGAGAGUUCAUAUCAAGCGAGAAGGAUAAAGCAUGGAGGAUAAAGGAUGAAGGAUGAAGGAUACCCAAAUAUGUACUAUGCUAUGGGAUAGUGUCUUUUUCAUUAAUCGAUUAGUAGACUUAACGAGUGUUAAACGAUUGUUAACGAUUGACUUGAGGCGAGGCGCUGAAAAUGGGGAGCGAGUAGCGUCAAAGAUUACGAAACGAAACAGCAAUGGAGUGCUCGUCGUAUGAAUAAAUUUUAGCUAAACUAAUGAACAAAUAAAUGAGUAUAAAUAAAAACUCAAAUGGAAAACAAAGAAACAAUUCAAAUCAAAUCUUAUUAAAUAGACAUUACUAGCAUUAUGUAGUUAAUUAAAUAACAAUUCAAGCGAAAUUUUUUUAAAUCAACAAACGAAAAACAAAGCAAAUGCCUUUCAUAACAGCAACAACAACAACAACAAAUUUA
This is a messenger RNA of Drosophila mauritiana, 1764 nucleotides long. Its product is annotated as neurogenic protein mastermind-like. Bases 21 to 776 code for a protein of 251 amino acids. NCBI's taxonomy places the organism in Eukaryota, Metazoa, Arthropoda, Insecta, Diptera, Drosophilidae. The record is from RefSeq and is a predicted model, not a curated record. The transcript has a single exon.